This is a messenger RNA of Oppiella nova, 606 nucleotides long. NCBI's taxonomy places the organism in Eukaryota, Metazoa, Arthropoda, Arachnida, Sarcoptiformes, Oppiidae. The record is from the annotation of a GenBank genome assembly.
AUGCAUUGCAAUUGGAACUGUUUGGCGUUUAACGAGACGUUUGGUCCAGCACUCGAAGCAGCCGGCUAUGGACCUGAUAAAUUACACUUAAUGAUAUACGAUCAUGGACCAGGGGAAGUUGGCAAAAUGAUUAACUGGAUUGAGACGAGCUUUAAUGACUCAGAAACGGCUAAAUAUAUAAAUGGGUUGAUUUACCAUUGCUAUGGAAACGGAAAGGUUUGGGAUGAUUUGGAGCUUUUACACAAGCGAUACCCCGAUCAGUUUGUAAUGUCGACUGAAUGCUGCCAAGAGUUCAGUAAAAAAACAAAAGGUACCUUGAUGGAGCUAGGUGUUUGGGAACACGCCCAGGUCUACGCUAGAGAUAUAAUGAAUAAUUUUCAACAUUGGACCCGAGGUUGGGUUGAGUGGAAUCUGGUGCUCGACAUGUAUGGUGAGCCCAAUUGGGCCAAUAUGUCGGCGUUGGCACCGAUUCACGUCAACCACACGGCCAACGAGUACUACAAAGACUCGACUUUUUAUAUUUUGGGACACUUUUCCAAAUUCUUAGUCAAAGAUUCGGUGAGAGUCGGCGCGAAAUCUGACAAAUCGGUCGACAAUUUCAGUUAA